Molecule: messenger RNA, 1137 nt
Organism: Fusarium mangiferae
Lineage: Eukaryota; Fungi; Ascomycota; Sordariomycetes; Hypocreales; Nectriaceae
Exons: 2
Coding region: 1-1137 (378 amino acids)
Biological process (GO): mRNA splicing, via spliceosome
Cellular component (GO): U2-type spliceosomal complex; U2 snRNP
Molecular function (GO): RNA binding
Source: RefSeq, a predicted model, not a curated record
AUGGACGUCUCAUUUCCUACGGACCCUCGUGAAUUCGACAGCGAUGAUCGCAUAUCGUUUUCCAAACUCGACCAGAAAUUCAUUGCAGUUCACGAUGACGGCAACGAGUACGAGUUUGACGCCGAUUCCAAACGAUGGGUGCUUGCAGAUGAGAAUCCACUGGAGCCACCAACAGCUGGCGCAUUCAAUGACUUUGCAGAAUCUGUAUCGCAUGAUACUGUAGAUGGUGGAGCAAAAAAACGCAAGAAUGAAUCAAGCCAUGAUUCUGAAACUCCCGAACCCAGUAAACCUUCACGACCAAACAAGAAGCAGCAAAAGGCACCUCAACAGCCUAAACAGAAUACAGCCAUCUAUGUCACAGGUUUACCUGCUGAUGCAACGGUUGAGGAAGUCCACGAUCUUUUCUCUCGAAAGGGUGGCGUUAUCGCAGAGGAAAUUGACAGCGGAGCACCACGGAUCAAACUAUACACCGACUCAGAUGGCAACUUCAAGGGCGACGCGCUGAUUGUUUUCUUCAAGCCACAGAGCGUAGAGAUGGCCAUUAUGCUUCUCGAUGAUACAGACUUCAGAAUCACUCCCAGUGGCACACGUGAAGGACGGAUGCGCGUUCAGGCCGCAGACUCAAGUUACAAGAAAGUUAAAUACGACCAGGAAGGUGGUGCAGGUGGGGAAGGGGCCAAUGUCACAGCUGAGCGUAAACCACAGAACAAGGAUCGCGACAGGCAAAAGAUCAUCAAGAAGACUCAGAAACUCGACGCGAAGCUGGCAGACUGGGAUGACGACGUGCCCUACCCGGGCCAGCCGGAGACCGCGACCAAGUGGGACAAGCUUGUGAUUCUUCGGCAUAUGUUUACGCUGGAAGAGCUUGAGGAGGACCCUGCUGCCCUGCUGGAGAUCAAGGAGGACAUCCGGGAAGAAUGUGCCAAGCUGGGUACAGUGACAAAUGUUGUCCUGUUCGACCAAGAACCAGAAGGCAUAGUCUCAGUCAAGUUCAAAGAUGCGGAUUCAGCCCGUGCAUGUAUCAACCUCAUGCAUGGACGAAGUUUUGAUGGUCGAACAGUGGAAGCUUUCCUAGCGACAGGACAAGAGAAGUUCAAGCAGUCGAAGAACGAUACGAGCCAGGGAGACUCAGAUUAG